AUGGAUCAAUACGCGUACGAAAACUACGACAAUACAAAUGAAUCCGCUGAGGAGAAAGUGAGACAAAUGUUGAACAAAGAUAUGAAUACUGAAAAUAUUCAAUGUCGUGUACUAAGUCUUCUUAUAAAUGUGAACGACAAAUGUGCCAGCAAUGAUGUAUGGUCUAACGAUUUGCUGGUGCAGUAUAAAGAGAAGUUGAGUAACCAAGUCAGUGCCACAACCAUGCAAAUAAAGUCAGUCCUAACAGGUGUACUGAUGGAAGCAAUGCCCGUGACCAAAAUCGAGCCAGUAUUCAUUUAUUCAAACGAGAAUAAACUGGGAGUACAAUUUAUGGUACGUGUGCAAGCAAAUCGACACAAUGUGGAAGAUCCCACGGUGCAAAAACUUCUCCUCAAUAGAAUUGAUCAAGGAGGAAUUUGCUUUAACGCUAUUCCGACGGGAACCAAAAUUAUGAGUAAGCUAUCGUUUGAUCACAAGCAAACGCGCAUGAGAAGAUUGGCCGACUGCAUUCACAGAUCUAACGCCCACAAUUUGUCUUAUAUGACAGACUUUUAG
Messenger RNA from Echinostoma caproni, 555 nucleotides. NCBI's taxonomy places the organism in Eukaryota, Metazoa, Platyhelminthes, Trematoda, Plagiorchiida, Echinostomatidae. The record is from the annotation of a GenBank genome assembly.